Myxozyma melibiosi is the source of this 2231-nucleotide messenger RNA. RefSeq lists its product as uncharacterized. Gene Ontology annotation, cellular component: nuclear origin of replication recognition complex; nucleus. The record is from RefSeq and is a predicted model, not a curated record. Gene Ontology annotation, molecular function: ATP binding; DNA replication origin binding; ATP hydrolysis activity. Bases 95 to 2017 code for a protein of 640 amino acids. NCBI's taxonomy places the organism in Eukaryota, Fungi, Ascomycota, Lipomycetes, Lipomycetales, Lipomycetaceae. The transcript is spliced from 2 exons. Gene Ontology annotation, biological process: DNA replication; DNA replication initiation.
AUUAGUUCUAAUUGUCUCUGCGCUCGCCUUCGACGGCAUCCUCUAAUCAUCACCUUGGUCAAGACAGAACUGGUAGCUGUUAGAUAGCAGCAUCAUGGCCACAAGGCGGACGCCACGAUCUACGAGCAGUCCCGGCGGCGGUGCCUCGCUGGAUCGUGAAAAGCCCUCGACUUCGCUCUCUGAGUCUUCCCGUAUGCGAUCUCGAAGAAGGGCGGCAGCCUCCGAUUCACGAUCUGUUUCGCCCACUCCCACGCGUGGUCGACAAUCUCUUUCAAAUGUUUCUCCUAGCCCAAGUACCUCAAGAACGAGACGGAUCAGAACACCAACCACAGAACCCGAUCAGGUUGCCUCAGCUGAGAACAGCGACAGAUCCAGGACGAAGCGAGUUUCUAUUACUACACCAUCACCGCGGAAAAGUGAUCUUUCUGCCUCUAGAAAAUCAAUUGAUACCACAACCCCCGAGGUCACUCCGACAAAGCAGUCACGCAAACGUCGGCGUGAAGAAGAUGACGAGGAACAGGACGACGAAUCUACCUCACUAGCAGCCGAAAAAUCUGAUGGGGAAAAAUCUCUUUUAUCGGCCGUGAAGAAUUCAGGACGAAAACUGUUGGGAUCUUUGGCAGAUGUGAUCGCUCCAAAGAGACCGAAAGUGUCUGCUGGACAACCCCACCCGGAUCCUGCUCCCGAAUCUGACAGCGAGGACGGUAAUUCAAUAGCAAGCAGUACCGCACUCGCCACUGAGGAAAUACAAUUGAUCUCGGCCGAGAAAGAGGGGAUGGCCACGCCAAUGGAGACCGGCUCUACAUCCUCGAGCUCUGAAUUUUUGCGGCAAAAUAACUCAGAUGAGUUGACGGAUAUACAGAAAGUAAAGCGAAGAGUACUAGGUCAAUUGAACGGCCGACUCCGGCCACGUAUGGUGGGACUCGAAACCGUCUACGGGUACGACUGUCAUCUGAUAGAGCAAACAAUUCUUGCGCCGAUUCACGCGGCAGCAAUGGCAAAGCCUGACGCAAAUACCUCGGCGUCGGCUGCUUCCAUAUCUUUAGCGUCGUUUCACGGGGGAAAUUCAGCUUUGCUGCUUGGGCCUCGAGGAUCUGGAAAGUCGCUGGUUAUCGACAGCGUACUGGCUGAUCUGCACCGAAAAUAUCGAGGGCAUUUUAUCACGGUUCGGUUGUCAGGUCUAGCUCAGACCGAUGACAAAUUAGCUUUACAUGAGAUUGCGCUACAGAUUGAGCGCGGGAGGAGAGGGAUCGAGGAAGGCGAGACGGCUGACGGUGGGCGGAGAGUAUACCGCCGUCAAAGUGCAAACCGUACCCUAUCUCGGCUUGUCACCAUGCUCUCUGGAAGAUCGGGGCUUGAGGAAGCUAAGAUUGAUAACGACGACGAAAGGGAUGACGAGGAUGACGACGACAACGGAGCGGUGGUGUCGGUCGUUAUCAUUCUAGAUGAGUUUGAGCGGUUCGCGACGAUGCAGAAUCGGCAAACGCUGCUGUACAACUUGCUCGAUGCGGCGCAAUCCCCCCGAUAUUCUGCCACCUCAAGUGGAAAAACUCGGGCGCCGAGUAUGUGCAUUAUCGGCAUGAGCAGUCGCAUGACUGCCCCGGAGAUGCUCGAGAAACGAGUGCGCAGUAGGUUUAGCCACCGGGUAGUCUUGAUCCCGCAUCCGUCCGAGGUUGAAAAGUUCUGGAGCAUCUGCGAGGCAGCGGCCACUCUUGAAUCCGGGAAAGCGGCCAGCGUCUCAGAUGAGGUCGCGCAAACCUGGAACACAGAGGUGCAAAAGCUCAGCAAGGCACCGUCGGUCCAGCGGCUAAUCCGGCGAGUGUUUGCGACGACGCGGGAUCCGAGACAAGUUCAUGUACAAUUGGCAAUGUGUGUUAGAGGUUGUACAGAUGCGUUGUCGCUUUCGGCAGAGCUAGUGACCCGGUUAGAUUUAGGCGCGACUGAAGGCGCCGGCGCUAUGGAACGGGUAGCAGGUAAGAAGGCAGUCAGGCUCACCGCUGGGCACUUAUUUUUUUAAAAAGAGUACUUUGCGUUCUAACUCUAGUAUUGGUAGGCUUAUCUGAACUGGGUCUUAUGCUACUGGUGUGCGCAGCUCGAGCAGAAAUCAAGUACGGACGCGCGGAGUCGACAGCAGUGACAACAACAACGACAACAACAACAACAACAACAACAACAGACGAUAGCACCGGACGCACGAGCUCGACCAAGGUGCAGACAGCGGCCUCAUCCGG